GUGACACAGCAAGACCCUGUCUCGAAAAAUAAAUAAGGUAAAUGUUACAUGUCUCCCGCACCCUUAGAAUCGAGCUACAGACAUCCAAGCCACUCCUACCCCACUCACCCGUGCUACACACCGCCUCCAUGCCUUUGACCGGCCUAUGGCCGUGCUCGGAUUGCCUUCUCAGCCUCCACUUCAAGCCUGCGUUCCCUGGGCAGGUCAUCCAACCCUAGAUCCACCACACGUCAUGCCCAACCAACCUUGGUUACUUUGCGAGUUCACCUCCAUCCUGAGUGGACGCUCAGACAAGACCGCCAGAGCUGCAGAUCUGGGAGGUUCGCUGCACCAACUUGAUGCUCAGUACAUACUUUUGAAAAUAAACCGCAUUGUUGAGAUUUGAGAAAAUCUCAUAAAGCUGCUAAAAAGAACUGGCCAGAGCAGUGUGAUUUUAGAGGCGACUGACAAAAGGUAGCUGCGCGGCCCAGGAUGCCCUCAUGGCCCGGGGUGAAUGGCGCUGGCUUCGCGGUGGCCGAGUAGGCUCCGCGCCAGGCCUCGUCCCGGACUUACCCUGCGACCCUGGCCCUCCGCGCGCCGCAGCCGCCCUCGGUUGCUAUUGGUUGCUCGUCCUGUUUGUCCGAGCUUCUCUAAGAUGGGGGCGAAACUGUAAUUGAAUGUGUCGGUGCUUAUUAGUUAUUCUUUCAGUCGAUCACGAGGUGCCGCUUUCUUCAUUCUUCAUUGGCUGGCGGACUGAGGGGCGGGCUUGGCGCCCCGGUCGCCCAGACAUGGCGGACGGCAGCGGCUGGCAGCCGCCGCGCCCCUGCGAGGCCUAUCGCGCCGAGUGGAAGCUCUGCCGCAGCGCCAGGCACUUCCUGCACCACUACUACGUCCACGGCGAGCGGCCGGCCUGCGAACAGUGGCGGCGCGACCUGGCCAGCUGCCGCGACUGGGAGAAGCGCCGGAGCGCCGAGGCCCAGCAUUCCCUCUGUGAGAGCGAACGGGCACGAGUCCAGGCUGCACGGAAGCACAUCCUGGUGUGGGCCCCGAGGCAGAGCCCCCCUCCAGACUGGCAUCUCCCUCUGCCGCAGGAGAAGGACGAGUGACAAGCACCCCUGCCAUUGGCCUGUGCAGCUUCCUUGGUCUGUUUCAAGUUGCUGUUGCAAAACCCUGGGGACUGUGACAGCCUACACAGUCUAGUGGGUCCCUGUGAGCUCUUGCUGGGUUUGGAACGUGGAGCAGGACAUUGCUGGUCCUACUUGCCCACCCCUCACCAGCCUGCAGGGUACCCUGACGCUGCGAUGUUCUGCAGGACAAUUGCACCGCUUCAGAGCUUCCAGGAGGCUAAGCAUUAUGGCCAGGUACCUGUGAGCAGCCAGGUCAGGCUGGGCACAGUAGCAUAGGAGAUGGCGGUCCUGAGGUCUAGGCUUCUCAGGUAAACUGAAGGGUAGCCCUGACCUGUAUGGACACACAGGUGGGUCAUAAUGAGGUAGCUAAACAGUUGCGCCACUGUGAAUGUCUUUCCUAGUCCUUGGGAAACUGCCUGCUAUGUCUCAGGUUUGGUGAACAUUGUGAGUACUCACACUCUGCUCCACUCAGUUCCACUGCACAUGCAGGCAGGUGUGCCGAGCAGGCAGGGCUUGCUGGCCCCUCUGCACCAGCAGGCUUCACUUGUUAGGCUCCCAGGUCAGCCCCUGGAGACUCUAGUUUUUAAGAAAUGCACACAGCUACAGAACACACAACGUUGCAUAAAGAGGGUUUGUGGACUCACCUUAAGAAAUCCAAGUCCAAGACAUGUGGAAUUAAGGACUCCUUCCCUCAAAAAAAUUUCCCCUGGUGGUUAAUGUAUCAAAAGCCAUUUCAUCUGAUUUCAAAUAGAAGCUGAAAAUUAAGUUUACAUUUGUUAGAUUUUAUAUAUAACAGUGUUGUCUGGACAGUGUUAGAAACUUGUAUGCUUAUUCUCUUGUAGGUGUUUUAAAAUGUAUGAACCACCAAAAACACUAUUUCUCGAAGCGGUCUCUUUAUUACUAAUAGAAUGGUUUCUCAUCCUGUGGUGGCCCUGUUAUGUGAUGCUGAGGGCUAGGCUGGGUCUGUACCCAGCACCCUCCCUGCUCUCUUCCUGGACACAGGCAGCAAGUUGAAUAUCUUUAAAUUUGUUCUUUGGGGUAGAACAAUCCAUCACUUCAGAAGGGUGUCCAUUAAAGAACAGUAUUUCCCUGC
This is a messenger RNA of Macaca mulatta (Rhesus monkey), 2199 nucleotides long. It is a transcript of the gene C10H22orf39, whose product is annotated as chromosome 10 C22orf39 homolog. Lineage: Eukaryota; Metazoa; Chordata; Mammalia; Primates; Cercopithecidae. The record is from RefSeq and is a predicted model, not a curated record.